Trypanosoma theileri is the source of this 1113-nucleotide messenger RNA. Its product is annotated as f2o10.10 protein-like protein. Gene Ontology annotation, biological process: transport. The transcript has a single exon. NCBI's taxonomy places the organism in Eukaryota, Euglenozoa, Kinetoplastea, Trypanosomatida, Trypanosomatidae. Gene Ontology annotation, molecular function: transporter activity. Bases 1 to 1113 code for a protein of 370 amino acids. The record is from RefSeq and is a predicted model, not a curated record.
AUGCCACUGGGUGGUAUCAUCCAGCUUCCACGCCAUGAGCGAAGGAAAAUGUACUACUGGGUAGGAACAUUUUCCUGCGUUCUUGGUUUUUUGCUAUUGAUAGUGUUGCUUCUAAAAAAUGUUCUACGUGAUCAGAAGGUGGUUCCUUCUUUUAUUGGGGGAUAUUGUGCUAUUUUUGCUACUAUAUUAUCUCUCUUUCAGAUUUUGGAGCAUCUCACUUGUUUUUCCGAUCCGGAGUGUCAAACUAAAGUGGUACGUAUUCUUUUUAUGGUGCCCUUAUAUGCUAUGAUAUCGUGGAUAUGCAUCCUUGCUCCUAAUGCAGCAGAAUACCUUAACUUGAUUCGUGAUGCAUACGAGAGUUAUGCUCUUUACGCCUUUUUUCAGCUUAUGAUUGCACUUAUGGGAGGUGUCGAUACCGUAUACCGGGCCCUUAUGUUGGAAGAACGUCCCCCAAUACCUCAUUUCUUUCCGUUAUGUUGGUUAGAACCUGUGAAGGUGACACCCACCUUUGUGAGGAAUUGUAGAUUGUGUCUCUUUCAGUUUAUGGUUUUGAAACCACUUAUAACGGUAAUAGUGAUAAUUCUGACAGCGAAAAAUGAAAUGGGUAGUAUAUUGGAUGUACGCAAAGGAUAUUUUUGGACAACUUUAGUAUGUAACACAUCUAUCACGAUAGCCUUUACAGCCUUAGUUUACUUCUAUACUGGACUAAAAGAGUUCAUGGAGGGCACAGACGCCUUAAUGAAAUUUCUUUGCAUCAAGAUGGUGAUAUUCCUUUCCUUCUGGCAAGGUAUUCUCAUCCAACUGCUCUCCGCCACGCACCUGCUACCCAACUUUCAGUACUGGACAGAGGACCGUGUGCCGCAGGGAUUGCAGGAUCUUCUUAUUUGUAUUGAGAUGAUGUUUGUGGCUUUUGCACACCGUUACUGUUUUGGCAGCGACGCGUACGAACCAACAGAACCGCCAGAAGGCGACGACGCGCCGGUCGUCAUUGACGCACACGCACCUCAUCGCAGCAUCCCGCCCAUUCGCUAUAGUGUCUCAGCAAAUCUUAAGUACACACUGCGGCACGAGGAUAUCAUCUACGAUUUUAAGGAAAUCAUGAGAAACCGAUAG